UUUCGUGAUACAGGCGACCAAUAAAUGUUUUGAAAAUAAUGAUAAUUAUUUCUCAACAAGGGUUAUGUCAAAAAUGCAGAAGGCGUGGUGAGAAUUAUUGAUUAUGGCGAGUUUAGCGACGCGAUUGGUCGAUGUGUUCUUGAAAUCCGGAAUUUCGAGUUCUUCCUUUCACCAUACACACCGUUUUAUAACCUUGUGUUCCGUUGAUUACGCAGCAGUGAAGACCAACAGAAAAAUGGCAACCCUUCUUACAGCAGACGAGCGUAAACAAACCCUGGAGCCCCUUUUACAAAGUGGUUGGAAUUUGGUGGAGAAUCGCGAUGCUAUUUACAAGGAAUUUAUGUUUACUAAUUUCAAUGAAGCUUUUGGUUUCAUGACUCGCAUCGCACUCUUGGCGGAUAAAAUGGACCAUCAUCCAGAAUGGUUCAAUGUUUACAACAAGGUACAAGUGACUUUGGCUACACACGACGUCCAAGGACUCAGUGGCAGAGACGUCAAGUUGGCAAAUUUCAUGGAAAAAGUUGCCAAAACCAUCAAAGUUUAAAUUUAUGUUAGAUGAUCAUGAAUUAUAAGAACUCUAAAUAAUGGAUCUUUUGUUUUGUUAAAAUAUAUUUGAUUUAAUAAAAUUAUUAUAAAUAA
Molecule: messenger RNA, 639 nt
Organism: Nicrophorus vespilloides
Lineage: Eukaryota; Metazoa; Arthropoda; Insecta; Coleoptera; Silphidae
Product: pterin-4-alpha-carbinolamine dehydratase
Exons: 3
Coding region: 104-544 (146 amino acids)
Biological process (GO): tetrahydrobiopterin biosynthetic process
Molecular function (GO): 4-alpha-hydroxytetrahydrobiopterin dehydratase activity
Source: RefSeq, a predicted model, not a curated record